Messenger RNA from Strongylus vulgaris, 342 nucleotides. The record is from the annotation of a GenBank genome assembly. NCBI's taxonomy places the organism in Eukaryota, Metazoa, Nematoda, Chromadorea, Rhabditida, Strongylidae.
AUGUCACAUAUAAAUAACUCAAACUCAACUCUUUUACAGAUCAAUGAAUGUGCAGUACUCUUCGGUGCUCGAUAUGGAUUAUCGCAAAAUAGCGAACUAUUCAUCCUGCUAGCUGCUUUAUUGUCAGCUGCUUUAGUAUUAUCAAUUCUACUUCUCUGUUUAUACUUUUUACGAGAACGACAGUACAAAGGUUCCUAUGUCACUCGGGAACAUUCACGGACACCAUUGACGAUGGCAAAUCAUAUCAGUUGCUCAUCGAGUACGAGCGGAGCCAGCGAGCCGUUAACUCCUCCGAUGCCACCGCCACCACCAAAAGCAACGGCAGCAUAUUUUGGGAUUUAA